Molecule: messenger RNA, 2367 nt
Organism: Lasiosphaeria miniovina
Lineage: Eukaryota; Fungi; Ascomycota; Sordariomycetes; Sordariales; Lasiosphaeriaceae
Product: threonyl-tRNA synthetase
Exons: 15
Coding region: 1-2367 (788 amino acids)
Biological process (GO): threonyl-tRNA aminoacylation
Cellular component (GO): cytoplasm
Molecular function (GO): ATP binding; threonine-tRNA ligase activity
Source: RefSeq, a predicted model, not a curated record
AUGGAGAAAGUCACCGAGGCGUUGAAGAAGGCUACCGUUGGGGGCGAGAAGAAGGCCAAGAAGGACAAGAAAACCCCGGACGCUGCCGCUGCUAACGUUGGCCCGCUCGAGCUGGAACCGCCUCCUUCUUUCCUCCAGGAUCGCAUCGACCUAUUCGACCGAUUGUUCAAGGAGCAGCAAGCCGAGCUUGCGACAAAGCCACACGAUGAUAUUCUGAUUACCAUGCCUGAUGGCACCAUCAAGCCUGGCAAAGCCUACGAGACCACCCCUGCCGACAUCGCGAAGGGCAUCUCCAACAGCUUAUACAAGCGCACUGUUGUCGCGAGGAUCGACGGGGACCGGGAACAAUUGUGGGACAUCGAGCGCCCACUCGAGAGGAGCUGCAAGCUGGAGCUUCUCGACUUCAAUGACGACCAGGGCAAAUUUGUCUUCUGGCACUCAAGUGCACACAUUCUCGGCGAAGCCUGCGAACGAAGAUUCGGUUGCUCGCUGUGUAUCGGUCCCCCUGUCGACAAUGGUUUCUAUUACGAAAUGGCUCUUCCCGACGGAGCUGCUGUCCAGGCCAGCGAUUGGGCCCCGCUUGAGAACAUCGUCGGCAAAAUUGUCAAGGAACGACAACCGUUCCAGAGAUUGGAAAUAAGCAAAGAAGACCUCCUAAAGAUGUUCUCGUACAAUCCAUAUAAGCAGCACAUUAUCAAGGACAAGAUUGUGGACGGAACAAGGACUACAGUCUACAGGAACGGGCCGUUGAUCGAUCUUUGCCGAGGGCCGCAUGUACCUGACACCAGCAGAAUCGAGGCUUUUGCCAUCAUGAAGAACUCUUCUUCCUAUUUUCUUGGAGAUGCCAACAACGACUCUCUGCAGCGAAUCUAUGGCGUGUCAUUCCCGGACAAGAAACAAAUGGCUGCCCACAAAAAGUUCCUAGAGGAGGCGGCCAAGCGUGACCACCGACUGAUCGGGAAACAGCAAGAGCUUUUCUUUUUUGAGGAGUGUUCACCAGGUUCAGCUAUGUGGCUGCCUCAUGGUAUGCGAAUCCACAAUGCCCUCAUGGGCUAUAUUCGCGAGCAGUACUGGCAACGUGGGUAUGACGAGGUUAUGACCCCAAACAUGUUCAACGUCUCGCUCUGGGAGCAAUCAGGCCAUUUGGCCCACUACAAAGACGACAUGUUCAUCCUCGAUGUAGAUAAGGAGCAAUUUGGCCUCAAGCCGAUGAACUGCCCAGCACAUGCAAUGAUGUUCCGCCAUCGAGAACGAAGCCACAAGGAGUUGCCUCUCCGACUUGCCGACUUUGGCGUGCUCCACAGAAACGAAGCCAGUGGAGCUUUGAGCGGUUUGACAAGAGUCAGGAGAUUCCAACAAGACGAUGCCCAUAUCUUCUGCCGAGAGGAUCAAAUCGGAACUGAAGUGGCUGAUCUCUUCGACUUUAUGCGCUCCUUUUAUGGUUUGCUUGGACUUACCUUCAAACUCAAAUUAUCCACCCGCCCUGAGAAGUAUAUGGGUGAGAUUGAGACUUGGAAUCAGGCCGAGGCUCGGCUCAAGGAAGCACUCGAUGACUUUGCCACCUCUACCGCCGGUGUCUCGUGGGAACUCAAUGCUGGAGACGGUGCUUUCUAUGGCCCUAAGGUUGACAUUGCCGUGCUGGACUGCCUUCAGAGACCUUGGCAAUGCGCUACCAUCCAGCUAGACUUCCAGCAGCCGAUCAAUUUCUCUCUCGAGUAUCAAACUGCUGAAGGUGUUCGGCAAGAUCAGAUAAAACCUGAUUCUUCUAAGCCUGAUCCUUCCAAGCCCGCGCCCGCAUGGAAGGCGGAUUCUCAGAAGGUAGAUGCGCCCAAGAAUGAAGAAGAGACUGGCGCAGGAGACCACGAAAAGGGGAAGAAAAAGCCACUGCUUGUUAAGAAGCCCCUUUCUCCCGGUUGCGCCCGGCCUGUCAUGAUCCACCGAGCGAUGGCUGGCAGUAUCGAACGCUUCACCGCUAUACUCUGCGAACAUUUCGCUGGCAAGUGGCCCUUCUGGCUGUCGCCGCGUCAAGUCAUUGUAAUUCCCGUCGGAAUGGGUUUCCUCGACUACGCAAAGGAGGUUGCUCUACUUCUCAAGAAGGAACACUUUCACGUUGAUGUCGACAGCACUGGCAACACUCUCCAGAAGAAGAUCCGCAAUGGCCAGUUGGCUCAGUACAACUUUUGCUUUGUUGUCGGUGAUGAUGAGAUGAAGAACAGGAAGGUCAACAUCCGCUACCGGGAUGACACCUCGACCCAGGCAAGAGACGUUCCAGUGCCUUUGGACGAGGCUGUAGAGAAGCUCCGGAAGUUGAAUGCCGAGAGGGGGAUGUACAACCCGUUCCCUCCUGUGAAGGAGGAGAAAGCUUAG